This is a messenger RNA of Eurytemora carolleeae, 2644 nucleotides long. It is a transcript of the gene Pgant6, whose product is annotated as N-acetylgalactosaminyltransferase 6. Bases 136 to 2001 code for a protein of 621 amino acids. The record is from RefSeq and is a predicted model, not a curated record. The transcript has 23 exons. Gene Ontology annotation, cellular component: Golgi apparatus. NCBI's taxonomy places the organism in Eukaryota, Metazoa, Arthropoda, Copepoda, Calanoida, Temoridae.
UAUAUAAGGGAGGACCGGAUGGGACUAAUGCCCUGUUACUUGUACUUAGCUCUAUGGAGCCUUCAAUGAGUACUAAUUUUUUGCAAUUUUCGGCAAGAUGCAUUAGUUCACCAACUACCUCGACAGAGUUGAAAAAUGGAAAUCCCCCGGAGAAAAUUAAAAAGUUUAGUACAAUAUUUGACAAUCUUCGGUCUACUCUCUCUUCUAAUUUACACAGUCAGCAGGUUUAGCAAUGUACAGGAACGGAAUGAAACUAGACCUGAGAAAGAGCUUCUGGAUAAAGGUUUGGGGAUUAUGUCUGAAAAUCAGAAAGAUGAAAGAGAUAUUCCCAAGAAGGCACUUGAGGUUGUUGGAAUAGAAAAUAUACAAGAAGACGAGAAGCUGGAUCCAAACAGAUUGAUUGAUUGGCAUGAUUGGGACCAAAUAGCAGAGGAGAAGCAAAGAGUUGGACCAGGAGAACAGGGGAAGGCUGUUGUGAUAUCUCCUGAAGAGCAAAGUCUGCAUUCAGAUCUUUUCACUUCAAAUGGAUUCAGUGGGUAUGCCAGUGAUAAAAUAUCCGUUAACAGAUCUAUUCCUGACAUACGUCAUGCUGGAUGCCGGACUAAGCAGUAUAAAGCAAAUCUGCCAACUGUUUCUGUUGUUAUUCCUUUUUUUAACGAGCACUGGACUACACUACUCAGGACUUUUUUUUCUGUUAUUAACAGAUCACCCGAGCACCUUUUGAAAGAGAUCAUUCUUGUUGACGAUGCAAGUACCAAGUCCAACCUUGGGUCCCAACUUGAUGAAUUUAUUGGAAAAAUACCGAAAAUGAGGAUCGUCAGGAUUAAGGAAAGAUCUGGUCUGAUAACAGCUCGACUGGCGGGGGCCAAGGUGUCAAGUGGGGAGGUUAUUAUCUUCCUAGAUUCUCAUACAGAGGCGAACGUAAACUGGUUGCCACCCCUACUAGAUCCAAUCGCUACGGAUUAUAGAACAGCUGUUUGUCCCUUCAUAGAUGUUGUGGAUUAUAAUAACUUCGAAUACAGAGCUCAAGAUGAAGGUGCACGAGGAGCUUUUGAUUGGCAACUUUACUAUAAAAGAUUACCAUUACUACCUGAGGAUAAAAAGCAUCCAACAGAACCAUUUAAAUCUCCAGUUAUGGCCGGAGGACUCUUUGCAAUGAGCUCAAAAUUUUUCUGGGAGUUGGGAGGAUAUGAUCCUGGUUUGGAAAUCUGGGGAGGAGAACAGUAUGAACUCAGCUUUAAGUUAUGGCAAUGCGGAGGAACUAUGGUGGAUGCUCCUUGUUCUAGAGUUGGUCAUAUUUACAGAAAAUACUCCCCUUUUGGCGGGGCAGGAAGAGGAGACUAUUUAGGAAGGAACUAUAAGCGCGUGGCAGCAGUGUGGAUGGAUGAGUAUGCAGAGUAUGUGUAUCAGCAUCGACCUCAUUACAGGAAUAUAGACCCCGGAGAUAUUUCAGAACAGAUUGCACUCAGAGAAAAACUGCAAUGCAAACCUUUUAAAUGGUUUAUGCAGGAAGUUGCAUUUGACCUUUACAAACAUUAUCCUCCAGUAGAACCUGCCGACUUUAUAGGAGGAGAAUUCAGAUCUAAAGAGAAUCCUGAAUACUGUGUUGACUCUAAGUUUGUCCGAGCCAAUGAAAGAAUAGGAUUUGAACCGUGUUCCAAGGGGACCGGUGGAGAACAGAAGUUCUCCCUUACCUGGAGAAAGGAUAUCCGACCGAGCAAUAGGAAGAAGAUAUGCUGGGAUGUUUCUAGUUACGAGGCUCGGUCCCCGGUUCUACUCUAUGAUUGUCAUACUCAGGGUGGAAACCAAGGUUGGAGCUAUAACCAGGAAGAACAAUGGAUUGUUCAUGGAGGGAAUCCUCGUUGUCUAGAUGGAAACCCUGAAACCAAGGAGCUGUAUGUAUCAAAAUGUGAUAGAAGCUCUAAAACUCAGAAAUGGAUUGUAGAGAAUAUAAACACAGAGCAGCUCAAGAAAUGGGAGGAUCCGACCAAAGAUUUAUAAAAAGAUUAUUUAUGACACCCUGGAGUAGUAGAAACGUUUACUAGUCGAAUCUAUCUUCUUGUCAGCUGUAAAAAAAGAACAUUUUGAAUCAAAAAAAACAACUUUAUGUGUAUCUCACUGUAGACUGUAGAGAGAUUUGACAAAGGGAAAUAUUGUUAGAAAUCAACCUAAAAGUUAAUACCUUGGUUGAAGGAAGGAUGACUCACCCCGAUAUUUUGUUUAGCGAAUAUUAAUUUCAUUUUUGAAGCUCAUAAACUAAAUAUUUUUUAACAAAUUAAAUUGAUUAAGCAGGAAAACAGAAAAUCAGCUGUUUAUUUAGUAGUUACUGUAAAUAUGAACAUUAAAAAUCAAAUCCAAUAAAAAGACUAAAUAUUAACUUCAAUUUGUGGAUACAAAUGUUAUUUCAUUAUUCAUAGUUUUAAAAUUUUUAUAUUGUACCAAUGUACUUUUGUACUCCUGUGAACGCUUGUACAGUGUACAUUGUACACACCUCUGUAUGUACCAUUCUUCUAUUACCAACACCACCUGUGAUAUAUGAAAUGCAUUCCAAUUUACCAAAGUUUAUAAAAACAAAUGUUGGCAUUUAACCAAAAAUCUACAUUCCACGAUUUUAUGUCUUUUUAAACCACAAUUUCAUUUUAAG